Messenger RNA from Zeugodacus cucurbitae (melon fly), 2532 nucleotides. RefSeq names its product proteoglycan 4. The coding region runs from base 1 to 2532 and encodes 843 amino acids. The transcript has 5 exons. The record is from RefSeq and is a predicted model, not a curated record. Lineage: Eukaryota; Metazoa; Arthropoda; Insecta; Diptera; Tephritidae.
AUGACAAGUUUAAACGGUGAUGCGUUCGUUAUGCGAAACGGUCGCUCCACAAGCCAAGUAUCAAUCUAUAAUUAUCCCGAACACUUAAAUCCAUUCUACGAAGAUGAACAACAUAAACGUCUACGUUUCUGGAAAAUAAAUAAAUCCAAUGACGGGAGCGGUCGACGAAGCAGUUUUUCUUUGGGUGGUCUCAAAGAUGUGUGGACAUUCAAGUCAUUUCGACUCAAGAAGAAAUCCUCAACAUUGGGAAUAAACAAAACAUCGGAAAGCCCACCACCACUACGUCGAGAUCUUCAACCAUAUAACACAUUGAAUGGCAAUGAUCUUAGUCUGCCCGAUUAUCGAACGCGUUACUCUACACCAGCAGGCAUCAAUGAAAGUUUUCAACGCAAUGCGGCAUACAGGAGUUCACUGCAGAAUGUAGCUUCUGCAAAGGAUAACGGCGGCUCACAUUUGGAUUUCAAUCGAAAUAAUCAGUAUCGCAGCACCAUACAGGUGAUGGGCACAAAAUCCAACAAUCACAACAAUAACAAUUCACGCACAACACCGGUGCCACAACCAAGAAGGUAUGUGUACGGUGGAUCUGUGACGCCACAGCCACUACGUAAUUCAGAUAUCGGUGCAGGCAUUGGUCUAUCACAUGGAUCAUCGCAAAUUAGUAUGGCAAGCACAAAUCCAUUCGAAACUGACGAUGAUGACGAGGAAAAUAAUGAAGAUAUUUCUCUAGCCGGUGACAGGGAGAUGAUUACUUCAACGCCAUAUAAACAACGAAUACACCGCAAAAAACGUCGUGCACCUGCGCCACCAACCGUUGGGGUUCACAAAGCAUACACGUCUGCUGAUACUAGUCUCGAUAUGUCACAAGCACCACAACCGCUUCCUGAACUGCGCAUAGAAGAAUGCAUGGAUAUUGCGAAUCUUACAGCUGCUAUAGAAAACUUCGUAAAAACCACAAAUGAUGACACAGCAGAACCAGCUUUAGCCGUUACAACAAAUCAACAGAUGGAACACGAACAUACUUCUGGUACUGUCGUAAUUAAACAAAAUGGAACGGCUAACCCAGUUCGUGAGGAUACUGUGCCAAGUUCAAGUCAAGUAACGCCAAACGCCCCUACAAAAGCGGAUAAAGAAAAGUCCGUUGAAUGUGUUACGACUGAAACGAAAGUAAGCUUGGAAACUAACAGCUCAGUUGCACAAAUCCCUGCAAUUCAACCACAACCUAACAAGGAGCCAGAAGUGGGACAUGUGGAAUGUAUACAUGUACACACGGGUAUUCCACAAACACCAACAGCAACUAAACGAUCCAGCGAAGUCAACCAGCUGACAAGCUUCCGAGCUACUCAAACUCGUUCGCCCGAACCACAACAGUCGAUUACAGCGAAAACAUCAUUUACACUUACCACACCGCCCACAACACGGCGAGAUUCCAUCAAGAAAGCUAAAAUCACAUUACAAACUACGGAAACGCUAAAAUUCCCAGAAACUGAAGAGUUACGGAUUACCGAAGAUUCCACCUCACCACGAGCUACUAAAUCUCCAAAUGGUGUGAAGCCCGCUGUGGCCGCUAAACCACAUAUUGCUGAAAUUCAUAAACCAUCCAGAGGUAUUGUUGCAAACACCACAACAGGCGAACAUAAGGAAUCAGUCAGAGAACAUCGCGAACCACCAAUAAGUCCAGUGCCACCCAUACGUCAAAGCACACUUACAAAAAACACGCAAAAAUCCGUCACAAAUGAAGCCGACGCAGAGCGAUCAUUAAACAUCGAACCACAAAAUACCGAAAAUACUGUGGUAAAAACCGAAGCGGCGCCAACUACAUCCACACACCCGCUAACGAUCACGGAAUCGCAUGAAAAUUUACUUGAGAAAGUAGAAACCGUUAAUAACGAGGUUAAGGACAAUGCAGUUACAACUGUGACAACAACUACGCACCAAACACAAUUACCCACAGAGUUGCGAGAAGAAGUGCUCGAGUCAUUAUAUCGACCAAAACCGACCACAUCAUAUCUGGAAUGGAAGAAAUCUUCGCUGGCACCUCUCGAAAAGAAUGUGCCACCAGAAAAACGUAAGUCCGUCAAGGAUAUCAUUGAAUCGAUCAACCGAAGUCAACGUCUGUUACACGCAUCCGCACAUAAGGAGACACCACACAACGGUUCGAGUCUAUCCCUUGGACCGACUAGCGGUAAUGGUACGCCUUUGCCACAGCGCAAAUUUAGUGGUCAGUUGGCGAGUCAAAGAAAUAUCACAACGGAACUUAAUGGUAAUACCACAGCAUCUGGUCCACAAAACGAAGAAUUACCAACCACAUCAACGGCAGCUGUAACGUCUUUAGAUAACAAUGAUAAUGUGAACGGCGAUGGUAGUGGCAUUGCUCAAGAUCCCCAAAAGCUCAACAACAAUGAAAUAUUUAAGAAAUGUACAGUGAAGAAAGAGGUGCAGUAUGACUACAGAGAACAAUCGCCAACAGCUUCCAAUCUAGAUUGGAAUCCUGUGCCCAAACCGAAACGUAACAAGAACUUGUCGGAACAAUGA